AUGUUUGGAACUUUCACUAACACCACUGAAGACGCAAAGCUAUACGCAACGUAUGUGCCCAAAAUCGAGGCAUACAGAGCCAAACUGAAGGCUGGCAUUCUGGAGGAGUACAAGCUCAAGGAAGAGCUUGUUCCUAAGGAGUUUGGUGUUGAUGUCACUCAAAUCCCAGAGCAGAUUCUUUCCAAGAAGGAAUUAGCAAUUGUUAACACCCCAGGCUACAAGCUGGUGGAGGAGAUUGCCAGCGGAAAGCUCACAUCGGUUGAGGUGUUCAAGGCUUUUGCAAAGACAGCCACUGCUGCGCACCAAGUUACCAAUUGUGCCAUGGAGCUGUUUUUGGACGAAGGUUUGAAGAAAGCAGAGGAAUUGGACGAGUACUACGAAAAGACUGGCAAGACUGUUGGUCCAUUGCACGGACUGCCUGUUUCGUUGAAGGAGCACUACAACUACAAAGGUAAAGUCACUCACGGAGCUUGUGUUUCCAGAAUUGAGAAUAUCACCGAUAACUGGUGUUUGACGGUCGAGGUGUUGCUUGAGGCAGGUGCUGUGUUUUAUGUCCGUACCACGGAGCCACAAACUAUCAUGCACUUGUGCUCCAACAACAAUAUCACCGGGCUUUGCAGAAACCCAAAUAACACCUCGCUGACCACUGGUGGGUCAAGUUCUGGUGAAGGUGCUUUGGUUGCAAUGAGAGGCUCUGUCUUUGGUCUUGGUUCCGACAUUGGUGGCUCCAUCAGAUGUCCAUCUGCUUUCUGCGGUAUCUUUGGCUUGAGACCUACUCAGAAGAGACUUUCAAUGAAAAAUGUCACUUUCAGUUCAAACGGUGUUGGCGAAGGCGUCGUUUGUGUUCUUGGUCCUUUGGCCAGAAGUGCACAAGACAUUGAUCUGUUCAUGAAAGCUUCGUUAGGCGGAAAGCCGUGGGAGAGAGACCCAAUUUUGAUUCCGUUACCAUGGAGAGAGGUUGCAGUUCCUGCUGCAAAAGAUCUUAAGAUUGCAAUCAUGUACGACGACGGUGUGGUGAAGCCUACUCCGCCAAUCCUGAGAGGACUGAAGGUUGCUACUGAAAAACUCAAAGCCGCUGGUGCCACUGUCGUUGAGUGGGAAUCCUUUGGUGUUUUGGAGUUGGCAGAGACAUGCGGUGCUUUCUACAACGCUGAUUGCAACAAGGCCCAGAAAGAUGCACUGGCUGCUUCUGGCGAGCCGGUUCUCGAACUAUCCAAGAUCGCUAUGUCGUUUGGAUGCGGAGACAAGGGACUCUCUGCUACCGAAGAGCACAUUGGCCAGGGUCUCAGAGACAGCCACCGUGUGAAGUAUCACGAUAAGAUGGCCGAGUUGGGAGUGGACUUCAUUCUGUCCCCAACGUACGUUUCCGUUGCCGCCAAGCCAGAAACCAUUCAUUACUGGGGCUACACCAGUUUGUGGAACAUUCUUGAUUUCCCGAACGUUGUGUUCCCAACCGGAUUGAAAUGCGAUCCUUCACUGGAUGCUCCUGAUAAGAGCUACCAACCGAGAAGCGAGCUAGAAAAGUACGAGUACGAGCUGUACGACGAUGCUGAGAACUUCAAGGGCGCCCCCAUCUCGCUUCAGUUGACCGGAAAGAGAUGGUUCGACGAGGAAGUCGUCAAGGCGUCGCAGGUGGUGCACGAGAUUGUGACUGCGAAACGAUUCCAGCUUCAAUCUGUCUCAAGAGACCCGUUCAAAUACGUUUAUCCUACGUCUCCAUCUUCAUCCAAGCCCAAGACCGAAACUGCGCUCAAGACCGUUCUCGGAGUGGGCGAGCCUGAACGACAGGUGGUGACCAUCUCCAGGACGCAGGAGGAGCGCGAGCACCAAAUGAGCGAUGAUGAGCUGUUUAGAGAGUACCUGGUGACCCUGUGUAAGGAUUUUCGGCCCACCACCAAAUUGAACGGAUUCAACUCAUAUAUGGUUGGUGUUGACAUGUCGUCGCACGAGGCGAUGUUGUUCGACUCGUUCGUGAAAGGGUUUAUGGUCUCUGUAUCUCCGCAGCUGACCCACCGCAAUUUACAGCCCGGCGUGGUGUUCAUUCCACCGGGAACCACAAAUAAAGCUCUCCGUGAUAUUUUCUACGCUUGCGGGGCAGCGUUCCUGUGCUGGGAACAGCAGGACAUCCGCAAAGAGACAGAGAGCCGGUUUCUCCAGUGCGUGACCCAGCUUCCGGCGCUGGUGCAGUCGAUGAAGUCGUCUGGCGACAACAAGUGGUUACUGAUAGCGUUGCUGUGUCUAUGCUUGCGCGAGAAGUACGACGGGCACGAUUACUUGCGCUCGGCGUGGUAUUUGCAAAUGGCGCUGGAAAUCAUCCGCAGCUGGCCGUCGAUGCAACAGAAGAUAACUAUGUUGCCGCAGAUCGACCAGAUAGCUGCUCAAACGGCUCCGGACAGCGAUGAGAACAUCGAGCUGAUGCUGGACGACAUGUCUGGAGUCAUGACGGAGACCACAAAGGUACUGGAGAACUCUGAGAGGUGUCUGCUGGAGAGUUUCUUGUACAACUACUCUGUGAUUCUGCUUCUGUGCGACCGUGCAACCAUCGACCUGCUGGAAUCGCCGUUCAAGGUGUUUAAGGAGUUUCGUCCGUACAUGAACCAGAAACUGUACGACUGUCCUGCUCCCUGGAUGAAUAACCCAGUGAUGGGGGCGGCGGCUUCAGCGUUCGAGCUGGCCGCGAAAACGAGCUGGCUCCACGCAAAGUACCCGUUCUGUCCCUCCGAAACCAAGCUGGCUCUUGGUGUCCAGAAAAUGGCAGAGUACUACGUGGCUCCAGUGCUGCCGCCAAGUGUUCGUUUUUCCCAGCCUAAACACGUGCAGCGGAAACUGCUGGACAGCUGUUGUACCGCGCGAGUGGUGGCCAAGGCGUCUUACCUGCUGCUCACGAAACUGAUCAACCCGGACUUGUCGUCUGAGGACCCGAAAAUCAAACAGAUGGUGCAGGAAACCAUGAAGGACAUUUCCGAAUUGAGCAUCCACAGCCAGACAUCCUUCAUAGUCACGUGGCCCAUUGCAGUAAUUGGCACCGCUGUCUCCUCAAAAGAACAGCGGGACUACCUGGUCUGGCGGCUUCUCAACUUUGGAUACGCUGUGCGGUCGAGUUGCCAUAUUCGCAUCGUGGAAUUUCUCAAAUCCGCUUGGGGGACAGAACAGCAACCAGGAAUCGGAUUCGACGUGCUGCUCAACAAAAGAUACUUCAAAGGACUGUUUUUAUGA
Ogataea philodendri is the source of this 3216-nucleotide messenger RNA. RefSeq lists its product as uncharacterized. The transcript is spliced from 2 exons. NCBI's taxonomy places the organism in Eukaryota, Fungi, Ascomycota, Pichiomycetes, Pichiales, Pichiaceae. The record is from RefSeq and is a predicted model, not a curated record. The coding region runs from base 1 to 3216 and encodes 1071 amino acids.